GGCAAAUUCCUGGGGGUGGGGAGCUUUUCUCAGCUGGAAUUGACCGAUGCGUAAUUAAUACUGAAGCCCUUGUAUUAAAUUUCGAAAAGAUUCAAGUUCUGGCCCAGGAUGACAGAACGGAUGCAAAUUUUAUGGCGAUAUGUCUUUCAUCGAGUCUUUCAUCACACUAGCGUAGUUAAUACUUGACGUGACACGUUAGAUUUUAACUUAAUUUAUUUACGACGAUCCAAAGCCUGCGAAGUUCGAAAACGGAGGAAGUAAUCAAAAGAACAAACCUUAAAGCGAAAGGAGAGAGGAAGGUUGAAGGUUAUUUUGACACGAGAGGUUUGUUUAAUUAGUUGCAUUUGUGGUCGUGCUAAGUUUACAUCUUCGCAUAUGCUGUAUGGCCUCUAACCCUGGUUUCGAGAACGUGUGCUGGGUUGGUUAUGUUCAUCAUUUAGUUUCACAGUAAGGUUUUUAGUUAAGAUCUAUCAGAUUUGUUGCUUUUUAAAGCCAUUUAUAACUCAACUUCAUGAUGCUUUUCGCUUUUGUUGCGCUUCUAAACUGCAGAUGUUUGGUAAGUCAAGUUUAAUUAUUCUGAGAAGGACAGCAACUUGCCUGUUUACUUUUUAAAAAAAUAUUUCUCCAUCCCUCAGUAAUUCCUGUCACGUUCAAACUAAGAUGAACACGAUUUUUGUGGUUUAGCUAAGGGAUGAAAUAGUGAAAUAGCGUGAUCUGAAACUGGCAGAAGGAACUUGUAUGUCAAUCAGAGGUCGAUCCGUUCUCAAACUGUACUAUCCGCGCGGUCCACGGGUUUCAAAGGCUUUUUCCAUGACUUGAGGAAGAAAGCCAAUCUUUAAUCCUCUUUCAACCACUAAUUUUAUAAGAUUAUGUCACUUCACUCGAGUGCGUGUGUGGAUUGUUUACAACCCCAAUAGAUCAAUGCUAGGAUUGAUGUUAGCCAAUGCUUUAGACCUUGUUUACACUUGUCUAGAUCAAAUUUUUAAAGGACGAAUUUUUCACCGGUGCAACUCGUUCACACGGAACUGUGCAAAUUCCGUCCCAGAUUGCAGUAUUCUUUGCCGUUCAAAAGCGGGUCCCGCGCGUGUAAUUGAAAGGUGGAUUUUUUCAAGUUUUUGUCCGUUCAAAGAUUUGCCCGGACCAGUGUAUAUGAGGUCUUGGAAAGAACUAUAUAUGGAGCGCAAAAAAAAUAUUUUUUGUAAUAUAUCUCCGGAUUACACCCACACAAAGUGUUAAAGUUAAGUGCAUAAAAUAUAGCCUCUGUCAAGAGAGAUCGUCCCUAUGUACAGAGGGCAUCGGAAUGGGGUGCCUGUGUACAGGCUACAUAAAAUAGCUAGAUAUUGUGGUGAUUGAGAGUAUGUUCGUGAUAGUAUUCCCCAGAAUAUUUUAGUGUUUCGGCUACGCAUUCUAAACCAACAGCACCAAAAGCUCUUGACCACAAGAUAAAAACACUUAUCUAACACUUUUCUGAACGGCACAAUUAUUCAAAAACCGCUUUUUAAACAAAAUAUUACACGAGGGGGUUUUCUUUAAACAAUAGUGACUUGUGUGGUGGAAACGGAAAAGCGAUAUUAAAGCGGAAACGCACUUUUUUGUUGUUGGCUUUAGACAACAAUGAAAAUGCUCCCAUUUAUUUUGUCGAUGAAUGAGCUUUUUAAAGAAAUCAACUUUUAAGCGGUAUUAAUCUUUGAUUAAGUUCUCUUAAUUUCUCUCUUUUGACCUGUUUCAAAUUGAAUUCAAGUCAAAAGAAUAAGUAAUUUAUUUAUUCCACGCGCAAGUAACCUCCUGCAAAGGGAAACUGGAAAUUUGUAGUCCUCGUAGAACACGCACACGAAAUAUGAGGCCGCGCGAGACAUGCGAUACGCGCGAGAGAGAGAACCGCGCGCACGUAGUCGCGGCAGCGUCGCGUUUCAAAUUUAUCUGAAUUUGUGUGGGUAGAGAACAUUUUAGUUGUUUUUUGUGGAAACCGGAGAAACAGGGAAGCUUUUUCAAAUUUCUCCGGAUAAGCGUUUACAGGGCCUCACUUUUUGGAUUUUUUUCCAGUGUGGCAAGCUAAAGAAUUUUGCUCUUUCUACAACUGACCAAAGAAUUAAUCGCUGAACAAGCACAAUUUUUCUCGCGUAGAUUCCCGCACAACGACCCUCAAUAAAAAUAGUUUUGAAUAUUUUACCGAUUAAAAUAAUUGCAAAUCUCUAUAAAUUUUAAUUAAUUUUGCACAUUUAUUGUUUCGCGCAUUGUGCGCUGUUCGUCCAUGUGUCAGGAUCCUACCGUUCCUCAUGGUGUAGAAUUAGUAUUAUUUCCGAGAAAAAAGAUUGACGUUCUGUCUUUUUUAUUUUCCUUUAUCGGAAUUUAUUGCAUUCUGUAACUUUUCUAAAUGAACGCGGCUUGUUUGAUACCGGAUAGGUUUUCAUGUGGACUUCAAAAUCUAUCCGGGAAAGUAGGAACACCUGUUCACGGCACUUAGCUGCGUCAGAGUGACAAAGAAAGCGGAUCAAUUGAGUUUCUGGAUAACUUUUGCCCAAAGUGCGAUGUAAGUGUUAUUAGGGAGCUUAAGCAACAACGAGGGCGACGGCUAAGAAAACGUCACUUAAAAAGUGAAUUCACGCUACUUCAAACCUUGUCGCGCUUAUUCCAACUCGUUCAAUUCGUCAAAUGCUGGCAUUUUUUUCUCGUGUUGAAUUUUAAAAGACUGUAUCAAAGUUCAGGAAAAGAAAAAGAAAGUCGUUGUCUUGUGUUCACGUCCUCGACAAAACCUGAAAUUAGACACUUUCACGUUGUAGUCGUGUAGCGACGGCAAAAAGCGCGAUGCACGUGCAAAGUUGUUGUUUUGCCAAUCUAAAGCUAUUGCUUUUUUGUCGUUCUCGUCUCCGUCGUCGUUGUGUAAACUCCCUAAUUUUGACUUAAGGGAGGGGUAGGUGGUCAGUUACCCAGAAAUCCGCUUUUACUAUACGGUAGGUGACGAUUCACUUUACAGAUGUAGUGUAGACCUGGCCGAACUAAGGCAUUUCUGACGUCCUCGGCGGCUUAAUUUCUUUACGGCAAUUUCUCAAUGUAGUUUACUGCAUUUGAACCAAAUUAUGUGCUGUUUUUGUUCCUCGUUAACCUUUUUGUUGACAUGUUAUCUAGCUUGAGCGUAGCGUCGUCUUUCCAAGGAUUCUCUUGCUCUGCAAUUUUCGUUUUAGUUUUUCUUUGUUAAAACAUGAUACCAGCAGAAUAAAAGGUGUGAAUUACUUGGUUGCUUUUGUUUGCCAAAAUGAUAUUUUCCUUAUUUAACAAAGACCAAUUUCAAGUUAUUUUACGCUAGAGCAGGUGUUAUAUGUUGUGUCCAGCGAUAUACUUCAGGAGGUCGUUAUAGAAAUGUCCCUCCGCGAAUAUUUUUCUUUGAAAAAAGAUCACAUGAAGAUAUAUUCAAAGCCGGAGAAAAGUCUAAAUACAAUGCUUGGAAGGCAUGAUAAUGUGGACUACAUUAUCUUUUGUUUUAUUUAAGGUGUUUUGAUUCGAUGUGAUAAAAAGUGGAAAUAUUCCCUUUAUACGUCAUGUUGAACUUUUUGUAAAUUUCAAUGACGCCGUUUUUGUGCCAAAUUAAAGCUCUGGAAGGUCCAUUAAGUUAAUAGGCAUUUUAAGGGACGAAAAACAAACAUACAAAAAAGUAAAGGAGAAUUAAUUUAUUCGUCUGCGAUUUCAGAAGAGCUCCGAAAUGUUGCAAGUUGCAUAAUCGAAAAUCUAUUGGCCUUAAGUUGUUUUUACCAUACUAUACAGACAGACAAACAAUAUCCCUCUACAUAAGAUGCAACUAAGAACUCGUUUUCACUGUUAGUCGUAGUUUUUGUUUCCUAUCUAGUUCAAGGCAAAUUUAUGUCCAUUAUGUAUCUUGUUACACCGAACGAAGAAGAAUAACUAAAAUUAAUCCUGGUCGAUAUUUUAUGUGUCUGAACUAUACGCUGUGCGAAUUUCGUUUUGUAUAAGGGUCUUGACCACUGAGAAACGCACGCGUUGAAUUUAUUAUGAACGCAGAGGGUUGAAAACAAUGAUAUGCGGCCUUGCUAAUUAAAACUUUGCACUUCUUCCCAAACGACGCAAACAAUUUUUUUUCCUGUUUUUGUUUGGGAUUUCUUCCAGACUUCUUAAGCCAGUCCAGACUUAUGUAAGUAGGGAUUACUUUUAUAUUUGGCGAUAUUAUAAGUAAUUAGGGUAGCGGAGCUCCAAAAGGCAGCGAGGUAAAUCAUGUGCGUAGUCUUGACUAAAGACCUGCGAAAUUUUUCUCUGUGUGGCUAAUUGUUGGAUUUGUACAAUUUUAAGAAUUACAGUUGGAAUACUGAAAUGGGUCUAGAGUAAUCGUGAAUUAUUAGAAGGUCUAAAUUAGCGUUGGAAUAUUCUCAGUUAUUCGGUCGUUAUCGAUUUCGUAAAUUAUUUUCCCCACCCUAAAAACCUAAAUACUAAAAGAGAUUUACGCACAAGUACAACGCCGGUAAUCCAUUGUUAUCUCAUCAUUGUUUUGUUUUUAUACGAAGCGACACCGCCGCAAAGAUAAUGAAUGUUAUCAGUUUUGGUUGAAAAAUAUGGAAUAUCUUUUAUACUGGGCUGUUAUUAAAGAAAGUAAUGGCACUUCUCUUGUGUCCUGGUUUCUUUCACUUUCAAACACUUGAAUUUUGAGGGAAUUCUUUACUUUUCCUUUGCGAGAUCAAAGCUUAAAUUUUGCUGAUCAACGAUUGAAACGGAGAGAUGUACUUGGGAGCUAUUGAAUAAGUGAAAUUAUUCCAGCGGGUUAUAGAGUGAGAGGCUGUUCAAGUUCGACGAAUAAGUAAGGAUCUGGAAAGUGAAAUUGCCGUAAAACAGACUGAGUGCUAAGUAACAUUGCAUCAUUUUAGAAUAUUUUAUAAUCAACCGGCCACUUUUGCCGUAUAUUAAACAGUUUUUAUUUAUGUAAACAUUUUCUGUACUGUUCUAUAAGUAAAACGAAUGUAUAGGAUCUUACAGACGCGUCUAGAGUUGAAUAGGUCACAGGCUUUGGACGACCAGCAGCGAAUAUUAAAGGAAGGAAGAAAGCGAACCAACUUCCAUGAGGAAAUUAGUUUGACGCUUUUAAAAAGAAUCAGUUAGCGGGGGAAGCGGUAGGGCACUGGGCACUUGUCCAGCAGAGGCCCUUGUCAUGCGAAGGAUUUGUUUGUACUAAACUUGAGUAAUACUUCGGUGGGGGCGUUAAAACAGGAAGACUGGUGGUUUAAUUGCUUUUCUUGAUAAAACUAAAUGAGCACCCUCAGCGAAAUUUUGGUUUUCGACUUUUAUGAGGAAAGCUCGGGAGAGACGAUAGGAGAACUUUGGAAAGUUAGGCAGACGUUUUGAAAAGUUGCGAUCUUUUUGCAAGUCAUCCAGUGCAACUGGCCUGAAGUACAACCGCAAAUAGUUUCAGUGCUUUUAUCAGGUAAAAAGAUAACUUUUAAUCAAACUUUUUUUUUUCAUUUUUGAUAUUGCAAUACGUUGUAAAACAUUUUUUAAGUAUCCCAGCCAGCUUUGAAACAUAAGACGCAAAAGCUUGUCAAGAGCUAGUAUCUUUUCAUUUUAUUAUUUUUUUUUUAACAAUGUCUUGAAUUUUCGCCACAGUUGCAUCUGUCAUAAUAUCCUAAAAGUAUGCAGGAUACGUGACACAAACACCGAGCCAAGCAAAAGUCUUAUUUUAUUUGCUCUAAGGAGCGCCGCGGCGCUGAUUAAGUUUUACGACUUUUUGUUAAAGGGCGGUGUUUAUUCGGAGACGGAAUUUAUGUGAAACUUCUCUUUUUUCGAACAACACAGUUGUACGCAUUUUUUCCUUCUUUUGUUUAGUUUUGUCCCAAAACGACAACAUAAUCAGGGGAAAAACGGAGUAAGAAUUAGUUUACGUUAUUAGCAUUUUAGCAUCAACCAAGGUCAUAAGGCAUUUUCGAGAAUAAUUUGAGUAGAAUGACAGAAAGCAGUAAGUAGAUAUGGUUCAUGUGAAAAAAAGCUGAAAACUGAACACAAAAUAAGAUAUUAAAUCCUACUUUAAGAAAAACACCCUUUGAACUAAGGUUGUGUUCACAAUGUGCAGGAUAGCCUUUUCGCCGGAACGAAAACCACACAUGAUAGCUAAAGGACUUCUGUUCACCCAUGAGAGCAGUGACUCGUCGCGAUAUUUGUUACGGAGCUAAGCUGCGCCUCACCGAUCUCUAAAAGUGGAUAGUCACAUAUCAGAUAGGUUUAAAUACUAAUACCGGAUAGCCUUUCGUGUCGGCAGGAAAUAUCAGUGAGUGACAUUGUAGAUUAAUUACAUUUUCGAUCCAUUAUGAAUAUAUAUUUGUUAUUUAGGGUUAUCUCCACGCUGCCUAGGCGUAUUUCUAAAAGCCCAACAAAAGACGGAUUUUUUUUUCGGGUACCAAGCAGAAAAGGCGAGUUUAAUUAAUUUAUGGCAGGGAGAAUCAGCCGGCAUUUUACGAGCAUAAUUUAGCCUAGCCUGAUUCUUGCCAGAGUAAAAAUGAACCUUUUAUCACGGCCUUCGGCUCGCGGAUAUGUGACUUAUUUUCUCGGAGGAUAUUAUCCUCGAUCGAUCGAUCUGCAUUAUUCUUUAUAUCAUACUCAGCCUCUUUCUACUGUCGUUUACUACUUAACAAUUACUCGUGUUAUGAAGGUGGCCCAUGAAUAGCUCAUCGGCAUUUAAUGUAUCGCGGCAACAAAAUAACUAGCAGGCACCUCGCACAGCUGUAAACAAGGCAUCACAAGAUUGGUUGGGAAAACUUUGAACGAACAAAGACUAGCCUCAAAACAAAAGAGCUGGUCAGCGGUCAAUGAAAUAAGAGGUGCGAGGCUACUAUCAAAUGUUAAACCCGCGGGUGAUGUACGCAGUUAAUUUUCAGAUAAUAUUACCAACAAAUAGUAAAAUCUUUUGGAAUUCUCUUUCGUGCUUGUGGUCAGUUUGGCGCGCGUAGUAAGUUUCUAAAAUGCAGAACGUAGAAAGGGAGCGAGCACCAAAAACGCGAAAAUGAAAAAUGGCAACAAAGCAUAGAAUGUGUAAUGAAGUUCCCAGUAGGGCUUAGGGUUUUAGUUGGGUUUUGUAGACAUUUUUUUUUAAAUUUUUAUUCCCCGCUCUUGUUUCCCGUUCACCGUUGGACUGUUAAACAGCCCGCCUAAGGAGGGUGGGGGCGGGGGGAGUGGAUCUCGGUGUUGCGCGGAAACUAUUUGGUUCGCUUUUUUUUCUUUUCCUUUUUUGGUGUGGGUAUCGCUUUCCUGUAGGUGAAUACAGUGCAAGCAUUUUUGGGUAGUACUAUUAGAAUGAACUGGCUCACUAUUAUGGUUUAUGCUAAUUAAUAAGAGAUAUUUCAAAUGAGAUCCAGGCAGAUGAAAUACGCAAAGUGUUCAAUGUAUUAUACACGUACUCCAGCAUUAUAAGCGUGUGCAUCAUAUUUUGAGUGACACCGCAAAAGGCAGUUAUAUCACAAGUAAGUACUAAAAGGAACUUGAGGUUAGCAGUGAAUAGACAGUUUAGAAUGGCAGAAUACAGAAACAGCUAUAUACGGCGUAGUACAGACUUGCGGUCGAAAUAUUGGGCGGGAGUCAAAACUAUGUAAGGUUUUCUUUUAGUACUGAAUAGUUAGCUUAGUUUAUACGUAGAAUAACCUGUUGAUGAACCUUUUUACUUUUCUGUUUAUUUUUUUGUGUAAAUGGGUGAUUGUUUCUCCAAGACUGAAGAAUUGAUCGUGAUCAUAACAGACAUUAUACAAAGCACAAUACUAUUUAGUAUGUAAAACAAUUAUCUUCACUGUGAAAAUUAAAUGUCUACUAAUGUCUACAAGUGUUCGAGAUAUUCAUGAAUUGGAUAAGAGCACGCGGUUUAAACGCUUUUAUCGACGGAAUGUUUAUUUAAAUUUCGAACGUUAUAAAAUAUGCACUUCGAGUGGUGUAAUUAUGUUGCUCGGAUACAAAGGCUAGAAUGGGGCUGAAAUCAUGCGAUCGUUCAUUUACGUGUAUCGACGUUUCUGCUCAAAUUAAAGACUACGCAUUUAACGAGAAAGUCGGGGUAUGCAUAUUCCUCUUUCGCCUACAAAUAGUUUUGACUUCACAUAAGAUUCAGGGAACACCGUGUAUUUAAAAGGAAAAAAAGAACGUUUAAUAACGGUAGUGUCCUUCAAACACAAUCGAGUACCUCCCUCGACUACCCCAAAUGCUAAUAUAUCAUAGCAGUUACAGGGGGUCUCUUUCGAGAAGAAGUUGGAACAGUCCAUCUACUUCUAAAGAGAAUACACUAUAUGCAAUUUCCAAGUUACGUACAUAGAGUACAUGAAGUUCCAUGUUGUCACUAAAAGUUCUUCGGAUACUCUGAGAAGCGUAGUAUAUCAUAUGUUGUGAUUCGAUUUUAUCCUUUUGGGUAUGGUAAUGUAUGACAAUGAGUUUGAAACAAAAGAAACUAAAAUUUAAACCAGUGAUAAAAUUGAACCACGAUAUACACACCAAUUAUGGAGAAACUGUGCGUCAAGUAAUCGCUUAAAUCGACUUCUAAAGAGAAUGCAGUGCGAGCAAUUUCUAAGUUACCUACGAUAAGUGUAGUUCCAUUAUGUCAAUAAAAAAUCUUUCCAUACUCUGAGAAGCGUAGUAUAUGCAGCAAAUAUAGAGAGGCUAAGAACAAUGGAAAUUCUAAAACCGUAACCCCAAAAAGUGGUCGCAGUCGCUUACGAGGGUUUCCAACUGUAGUGAUUUGACCGCGAAAAUUUUGGUGUUUUGGAUAGGUGGUCGCAUGGGAGGUCGUCGCCCAUUAGCCAUUAUCGGUGAUCGUUAUAUUUACUAAACCCUUCAUUUUUCGUUCAUUUCGAAGGUAACUACUACACUCCCUCAUUUUCCCUUGUUACGGUACUUAUUACUGAAGUAUGACUUGAUUUUAAGGCCUCAAACUGAAUCCAAAAGUUUGAUGAUGAUCUCACGUUUGUUCUGUAGGAUGAUCGCAAAUUACCGGCACUAAAAAAUAAGGUUGAUCCGGGACAGGUCCAAAGUGGCACAUACGAAUUUCUAGAAAUUUCAUAGGUGUGGUUAUCUCAAACAUGAUACAUAUUUUGAUUUGUUUUGUUUUAUUUUAUUUUUUGAAGUAACGUGUAAUCUCUGCAAUCAGUUUAAGACUUUUUUCUUAUCCGUUGAUUUAAUUUGCAAAAUUUUUAGUCUUUAAAAAGUUCAUCUCUUGAGGUGAUUAGGGUAAUUGAAUGUCUGAGAAUUUGCCGACAGUUUGCACCGACCGAGUACAAUUUAUUCAAUUGUCUUAUGUUCGACAUUGAUUCUUAAAAAAUAAUUCACUCUUUGAGGUGGUAUUGUAAAUAUUUUGCCCAUGCUUUAAAAUAUGAAACUUUCCCGCUUUCCCUUAACCUUAAGUUUUGUUUAAACGUUUGAGGAAGGCGUGAUACUCUCUUGUUCGAGAGACUUCUAAUUUUGAAAUCAAUGUCAUGGUGAAAAGGUUUAAUUGUCUUUUAAUUUAUUGUACUUUUGAGAUUUAGGGUAGUGAUCGGUAAGGUUUUAAAAAUAGUGGCUCAAUUGCUCUUUAUGGCAUGUUAAAAAACAUGAAUUAAAAAAAUGGGUUUUUGAAUGGGCGUCAAACCCUUUUGUCUGAGGUCGAAAGAUCGUUUUAUGUUCUACUUUUAACGAAAUUAUAUCGAAAUUGAAUAGAAUAGUCCGAAGAUAACUGUCAAUUAGCAAGUGAAUUGCAUGAAGUCUUUGAUGGAACGCUUGGUUGUGGAGGAGGCCGUUUGGGGUAACUUUAUAAUGCAAUCGAAGUAAGAAAGAAACUUAAAGCGAAGGCGCCAUGCAGACAUUUUUCAUUUUGUGGGCUCAUUAGUCGUGAAAAAUGCCGCAAACAUUUUAAACCACUAAGAAAUUUCCCACUAAGUUUAACAGCAAAGUAUUGACGAGAUUUUCCUUAAUACUCCAUUAAAAUUAUAUGUUUUCGUCCUGCGUCAUAGAGCUUACAUGUUUCCUACUGGUCAAAUAUUUCAAAAUAUGGGCUUACCUAGAUAAAAACUUGCGUGUAUGCGUGUAUCUAAAACACCUGUCCUCGACCGUUAAUAAUCUAAAUUUACGAACACCUUAAUCAAAAUAAACUAACAUCCAGGGUGAAGAUAAUGGCUUAUGUCUUGACCAAUCGUAGGCUGCGUUUUCUUUCUUUUCUCAUGAGAAACCAAAUGCGAGGGCUGUGAUUGCAUGCGUUCACCUUUGACCAAUCUAACUCCACUAAGGAGGAGAGUAAAUAUUCAUGGCGUAAGGACGACAACGCUUGUUAUGACACGGCUGGGUGUUGUGCGUCCAUUUUAAAACAAGGCCUUUAAUACAGACGUUUCAAUUGUCGGCGGGUUUUUUCAAGCGCACAAUUCAUGUCCUUGUUUUCCUAGAAAAAACGUAUGGAACUCGACGAGAAGAAAGUGGUGUUGAACGGCGACGUGGACGGCGAAGUAUCGCCUGAAGAGCCGGACGACAGUUACAAAGUGGAUGUAGAAAUCAAUACGGAAGAACGAGAAAAAUGGGGAAAGAAGGUGGAAUUUUUCCUGGCUUGCAUUGGAUACGCAGUGGGGCUUGGUAACGUUUGGCGCUUUCCAUACUUAUGUUAUGAAAAUGGUGGUGGCGCGUUCCUUAUUCCCUACGUGUGUAUGCUGCUUCUUUGUGGAAUGCCAUUGUUCUUCAUGGAGCUUGCCCUCGGACAGUUUGUCAGUUUAGGCCCCGUCACAUCUUGGGCUGCCAUAUGCCCCCUGGCUAAAGGUAUGAAAAAAUGUCUUUUUUUAAGCAAACUAUUUCCGCGGUAAAAGAACUUCCAGCACAUGAAUUUGCAUACAUUACGUUACUCGCUUACACGCUAAAUCAUCAAUUGUGGAAUCUCACUGUUAUUUGUAUUGUUUUACAAUGAUUAGGUCUACAAGUUCUAACAUUUUAGCGCGUUUUUUUUUUCUAGCUUUACCGGUUUUUUCCACUUGAGAAACCUUUUUUCAGUCGUAGCAAACAAUGAGUUAAAAUUCUGAUAAUUCAUAAAUUAUGUUGCAAAAUUCAAGAACUAAUUGUUCUGUAACUAGUUUAAGAAGGGUAUUUUUUCUGUCUAAAACGUUAGAAGCCCUACUGAUGUCUGUAACGUACGUUUCCAAAUACGAUGAGUUUUUAAAUUUGUGGAAAAGACCAGGUAGGGACGAAUGCGUCGUAAACGAUGUGUAGUGAUAUAUAAAUUAAUUUUUAAAAUGGAAUACUGUUACAGUCUUGCUCGCAAAAAGCAUGUAAUAUUCAUAUCAAUUUACACAUUGUCAGUUAUUUUUUCUUUUCAAAGAACUAAAAAUUUAUUUCUUUCGCAACACGAACCAAAUUAGCUCUCGGCCGUGAUACCGCUUCCUGAAGUCCAAUUAUUUCAUAUUUACGUAUGAUGAAAUACAAUUUUUUUUUUCAGACACUACUGUGUUUUUAUUUUUUUCUUCCCUUGAUUUAAGCAAAGAUUAGGCUUAGAUAAUACCGUAUAUCCCAGUUGUUCGCUAUCGGAAUCAUGAUGUUUCUCUCAAUUUUUAAUCUAUGUGUAUAUAUCUAGUCUUUUUGACGACCAAGAUAAGUGGUGAAUUUUGUCAGAAUUGGCGUGCUUUCAAUUGACCCUUGAACAAAAUAAAUGAAGCAAGCUUUUUGCGUAGAGAAAGGGUAAUCUGAUUUUUAUCGCUUCGCGGGGAGUGCCAUAUUAGGGCAUCUGGUUAGAACAAAGGAGUAAAAUGAAAAUAAUAUUUAGACUCUUUAGUUAUUACAUAUUCGGCGGGAAAUGUUUUACAAAUCACAAGGCAUGCCUUCAAGUACCUUGACCUAGCCGCAAACACCACAAAGCAAUAUUAUGUAGUCUAGACCAAAAAAUUCUGCUAAGUUUGGAAAUUUUAUGGAGUUUUCUGACAUAUGCGUGUGCCAUUUUUUUUUUCUUUAAACUAGAGAGACUAAAAUCAUUUUUUAAUAAAAAUAUUUUUCCCAUUAUCUCACUUUCCUGGGCUAUUCUGCUCUCAAUUUACUCUAAAAGUAUGUCGUGUAUGCAUGAAAUCUCAAAGUGUAAGUAAAAUAUUUUCUAUGGUUUUUUCGUAUUUUUUCCAACUGAUAGAUCUUAUUCAUGAAUGGUUGUAAUCAGCAAAGGAAAUGUUUAUUGUAACCUUCAGCCGGUUUUUUAUCGUCGGAUGUUCAAAAGAAUAAUCGAGUUUCAGAUGAAGUGGCUAAGAAAAUGCUCGAAAUGAUUAUCAUACACAAGACGGAAGUCACAUAUAUUUUUUCAAAUUUCGAAUCUUUAAAUUUAACAAUUUGCUGUUCUCUUGUUUUGCUUUUUUUUUCGUAAAACUUUUCUGCGUUAUGGUUUUUUUUGCGGACGUUACGUGCCUGUGUGUUGAUUGACAAUAUUUAGCAAUAUGUUAAAUUCAAGGCGUUUAUGGCAAACACCAUUGGUUGAGUACUGUAAUUCAGUUCAGUUUAAGCAUUUUGGAUUUUCCAAAUAUAUCGAGACAAUUGUGUCAUUCAAUUAUUUGGCAAUUAUUUCCACAAGUGCGGUUUUCAAUUGUGACAAAUUGCACUUUGAAUUGUUCAAAACAGCCCUAACGUAUCGAUCUUCAAGGAAAGUCAAUAACACAAAAGUAAAAAUGCCCAGAAUUUGUUCUUUUUUUUCCUGCGGGAAUUUACAAGUUAUUUCCUUACUUAAUUUUCAAAUUUAAUCCUUGCAAUUUUGACGCUCAUUUUUAAACCAUAAGGAAUAAUAUCACCCCGCUAUUCGAAUUUAAUGCUCGAGGGUUGAAUGUUGUUGACGAAUAAUUUCUUGCAGUCACUUGUCAUGGCUGACAAUUAUAUUAAAUUCUAAAAAUCGAACAUUCAGCGUCAUCUCUAUUCGCUUCUGUAUUGCCAGCAUUCUUGGUUUGCAACCACGUGACAAGGCGGCCAUGUUGGGGGUCAAAACAAAGAAUUUUUCUCGGAGAAUUCAUAAGAAAAUAGUGUUUAGUUCCCAGAGGAGAGAAAUGCUUUUGUUCUCGACCAUUAACAUGGCCGCCGUGACGUCACGUGCAAACCAGCAAUAUGGAGUAAAAGGUGCCAAUGAAUGUUGUUCAUACAUCGUAUUUAUUUCCAUAAAUCGAGCUUGGUUUACAGUAUAUUAAACACCCUGCAACAAAAAGACAAAAAAAGCCAUAAGUGACCAGAAAACUGGAAACGAACAAGCAAAAAGGCGAAGAAAAAGUGUCUCUUGGUUUGAAAGGUAACUCAAAUUUGAAUGUGUCUUAAUAAUUCUUGCUUGUCGCUGUUGCAUCGCAAGCCGAAUACAGCUUCAAAUAGUUCGGUUAAGAGUAAUGCCUGUCUGAUUUAUUUGCUCGCAUGGAUCAGCCGCAAUUACCAUAUAUUUUCAGGUGUUGGUUUUUCCAUGUUGGUCGUUUCGUUCCUUUGCUGUGUUUACUACAACGUGAUCAUUGGCUGGUGUUUGUACUACAUGUUUAAGUCCUUUGCCAAAGUCGUCCCAUGGUCGAGUUGCAGUAACUCGUGGAACACUCCUAACUGCUCGCUCUUCAAGAAAUCGUCGGCUCCUACGAACAAUGGUGACGGUAUCGUACCGACCAACACAACUGUAUUAGCGAACUUCACAUACUGCGUCAAUACAACUGCUGCAACGACCAUUGCUUCUACUGUUACCCCAACUACUGGAAAUUUGACAGCGGGAAACGUAAGCUCCACUAUUGUUCCCGCCACACCUCUGAUCACGCGCGUCUGCUACAACACCACUGCCAAUGUCACCGCCAAUGGGACCAUGGCUCCAUCCUCAUUGGCCCCUGCUGCGGCGGCAUUGGGGGGCAACUCUCCCAGUAAAGAAUUCUGGGAUCGUUAUGUCCUUCAAAUAACAGAUAGCAUGGAUGACAUGGGUUCUUUGCGGGUUGAGCUGUUGGUAGCUCUGAUUGUAGCCUGGGUCCUAGUGUAUUUCUGUCUAUGGAAAGGAAUCAAGUCCUCGGGAAAAGUCGUAUACUUCACCGCUACCUUCCCCUACGUCGUGCUCAUCAUUUUGCUUAUACGUGGGGUCACCCUACCUGGCGCUUCCAAAGGUAUCGAGUUCUACUUGAAGCCCGACUGGAAGAAGCUUGGUGAUGCGAAGGUGUGGGCUCAAGCUGCCACGCAGAUUUUUUAUUCUCUUGGAAUUGGAUUUGGCUCGUUGAUAACAAUGGGAAGCUUUAACCAGUUCCAUAAUAACUGUUUAAAGUAAGAAUGAUAAUAAUUCCCUGGAUUAUACUUAGUCAACCUGAACUUAGCUAUACUCAUCAGCAAUUGACGGGCUUUCAAUUGGUGCCCUAGACUUUAGCGGGUAAGGGGCUGGGAAAUCCAGGCUCACCAGGAAGGUAUCUAUGGCAGCCCCGAAGCGAGAAUCACCCCAGCACCGGCUGUUAAACUUAACUUAGUCGAGUGAAAAAGAAUGGGGAAGUGAGGGUGAGCGCAAGUGUCCUUAACAUUUCUCUAAACAAGCAGUGAAUCGCAACACUCGCGAAUAUACUAAUCGCGGUCGCACCACAAGUCAUGAACAAAAAUGGUUGUGACCGCUAGCAGCAUAGAUUCGAGGUUAGCCUUCUAUUCGUUCCUCAUGGCGCAUAAGGUCUCAAACGUGGUUAGCCUUGCCUUAAAUAGAUUUAGUUUUAAAACUCUUUGAAAUUGGACCACGGGUGCCGCAUUCUCGUCAAGUCAAUUGACCUUAGCCUUCUAUUCCCCAGACAUAUCAACAUCAUAAUAAAAAUGUAAUAAUUAUCGUAAAACGUAACUCACCGUUUAUUCAUCCUAGUCUUUUACCAUAAAAGUCGGUUUCGUAUAGUUGUAGCAAUGCAAAUGACUUAUCUAACUCAGAUCUUCCGGCUAAGUACUUUUGUCCGUUAGCCUUGUGAAAUGAUGUAUACUGGUGUUUCGCCUGUUAAAUAAUAUUGGUUGUAACUUGCAGCUGAAUAAGUGUUAUUUUUCUUUUCUUGUUUGUCUAAAGGGAUGCCAUGAUAGUGUCAGUCAUAAACUGCAGCACUAGUGUGUUCGCAGGCUUCGUCAUCUUCAGUGUGCUCGGCUUUAUGGCUCAUGUUUCCGGUAAAGAAGUGUCAGAAGUUGCUACUUCCGGUCCAGGCCUCGCCUUUGUUGUAUACCCUGAAGGCAUCGCUCAGAUGCCCAUCUCGCCAUUCUGGGCCGUUCUGUUCUUUUUCAUGUUGCUGACCUUAGGACUGGACACGCAGUUUGCCAUGUUUGAAGCCGUGGUCACUGGCCUCGUUGAUGAGUAUCCGAAGGUGCUAAAAAGACGUAAAGAGAUUUUUAUCGCGUUUCUUUGCUUCCUUUGCUUCUUGCUGGGAAUUCCUAUGGUUAUGCAGGUUUGGGUUAAUUUUUUUUUCUAUCUAAGUUUCAAACAACUUUAAAAUAAACCUCGGAAACGAAAACGCCCAUAAACAGCAGUAUUCACUUGGUAUGAGUAUUUAGCGUCAGUUAAGUGAAGGAUGAUAAUUUAAUAUUCUAUAUUUACAUUCUCGAAUUCUAGAACCUAGAACCUUUUGAUUCUUGCGCAUAGUAAUAAACAGCUCAUCCCACUUUAGGGCUAUUGAUUGUCGCACCUGGAGCGACGUAAGCACUUCCAAAAUUGGAUGGUUCUUGGUUUUAUUUAAUACUAAUUCAACUACAUGUCAUCCAUAGACUCAAAGAAGGUAUUUUAUAUGUUGUAUCCUGCAGGGCGGAAUGUACGUUUUUAACUUGUACAACUAUCAGUCAGGUGGAGUGUCUCUGUUAUUCCUGGCUUUGUUUGAAGUGCUCACUAUAGCUUGGGGGUAUGGAGCUAAUCGUUUUGCCAAGGACAUCGAGACGAUGAUUGGAUACAAGAUUUCGCCAUGGUGGCCCAUCGCGUGGAAAUUUGCUUCCCCCGUUGUUAUCCUUGGUAUGUACAAAACAUAAAAUUCUACGUCCAAUACAGGGCUCUGCUCCAGCACAGCCCGAUCGCCCUGGCACCAAACCUUUGCUCAUGGGCGACUAGAAAAUCUCAGAUUUUUCAUACAAAUCAUAAUGUUGGGCACCUUGGCUUUUACAGAAUCAAAGCGUUGGGCUCUCUUGAAUUUUCCUAAGAACACAGCCUUGCAAUAUAUACUUGCUGUAAAUAAUUUUUAAGGGACGUUUUUGACCAAAAGCAUUUCAGCCACUUCAAUUCAAGAUCAUCGUUGUUAAAGACGCAAGUCAGGCUUGCCGCGAUUCGAACCCUGUCCUUGGUAACCAGUUGAACUAGCAAGCCAAAUGGGAGCUGGUCGUUAACCCUUUAUAUCGCUAGGAGUAAAUUGAUUUUGGUCACUGUCGGCACAUAAAGAGUUACAUUGGUGGGUAAUAUACCCGGGAGAGAGCAAGAUAAAGUUUAUGAAUUUCAGAUAUUUGAAAUGCGGUAUGAAGGAAUAAACUGCAAAGAAGGCCAUCUCAAUUAAGGAGCUUUCUUCCACUCCUACGCUCUUUUUACCAUUUGGGACAUAACUGUAUACGUUCAUUGAGGUCAGAGGAUAACUUAAAAAAUAGUUCGACUGGUAGUGGACCCGAACCUGCGUUGUAUCAUGUGAUGCAGGCCAACGGAAUUCCCUUUUAAUAACUGACUAAUAUUGAGUUUGACUUGAAUGGCUUGUGUUGAUUUAUAAAAGAACGACAAAGUCUUUGAAUUUUUAUAUCUUGGUAUUGUGGUAUUGGUAUUGUAUGUUGUGCCGAUGCGUGAUCCUACGGUCACGUGAUAUCCAAAUUUUCUCCGUUGGAUAGACAGGAGAUUCUCUCCUGUCAUGCGCGCGAGAAGAUCCCCUUAAAUGGUAUCGAGCAGGAAGUCAUAAGGUGCGCGUGCAUCCAACCCGGAAAUCCCUUUCUGUGUAUUUUUUGUAAUCUAAUUUGUAUUCCAUGGUAAUAUAAGGCGCACCGAAUUGUCCUUUGCUGCUCAGUGAUUUUAAGGCACUGUCAGGUUAACGCUUAGUCCUUCGACAACAUGAAUAAACCUUUUCUUAGUUUUUCGUCAACCAAUAAAAAACCAAGACAUUCAUCAACCUAAAAAUAACUAGAAAACCUGUCAAAGCUGUUAAACCGCCAAAAAAAUAACACAUGGCCUUUUCUUAACAAGAUUCACUCGCAUUUUAUUUAUGAGAAAGGACAAAAGGCUAUCACGUCAUCGGCGUAAAUUUCCUCCGCAAGUUAAUGAUUCCUCCACAAAAAAGAGUAAUUCGAUGUGCCCUAUACUACUAUGGAAUACACAUUAGACGUUAACAAAUACACAGAAAGGGAUUGCACGUGGCUAGAGAAAAGUUCCUAUCCAUCCACAGCAGAAAAUUGGGAUGUCACUUUACUGUGCGAUCACGCAUCCGCACAAUAUGCAAUACUAACACCAACGUGAAACCAAACCAAAGUGACUACCAAACCUGCUCAAUGCUAUUUUAUACUAUUUUUCGGUGCACCCUAUACCACUACCCAUUUUCUUGUUCAUCUCCAGGUGUGUUCCUAUCCAGUGUCAUCCAGUGGGGUGGAGUCGCCUAUGGCAAGUAUCAGUACCCCAGUUGGGGAGAAUUCUGUGGCUGGGUUCUGGCCUUAGCCUCCAUGUUGUGGAUCCCAGGUGUGGCAAUAUACAAAGUCUUUACCACUCCCGGUGGCUCUGUUUAUCAACGAAUCUGUUUCCUUUUGCGUCCCGACCAAGAAGAAAUGAAAGCAAUAGAGGUUCGCGAAGGGCUAGCAACACACUCAGAGAUGCAAACUCUCUAGAACGAGAUUCUUUGUUUCUCGUUAUAUUAAAUGUUCUGUUUGAUCUUAGGAAUAUUAUCGCAUCCAUUUGCUUAAUCAAUUUAACUCGCAGAAUUUCUGUGACGGAUAUCGCACACGCGUGCGUCCUUAAUCUGACUAGUAUAGAAAGCGAUUUAUAAGCCUUCUGUCUGUAAUUAAUAUUAGUAGUCAUAAUUUUUAAACUUCUCCUUGAAUUGGCAAUAUUUAUAAAAGCAUAAUUAGUCCGUUAAAAGUUAGGGUAAGAGGAGUUUGAAGAUGUGGUAGUUCUUAAUAUUAAGAUCGUCAAUUUGUACCACAUGCUAUGUUGAGUUAGUUUUUCGAGAUACCCGGCCCGAAACGAUAGAAAGCUCGUAAAGGAAAUAGAGAAAGAACGUAAAGCAAGAAAUUGAACGAUGGUUUAAUCAAGGAGGGGAAAAAAUGCUCUAGAUUCUCUAGUAAAAGACAACACCCUUUGCCAUGCUGAAUAUUUACUUGAUAUUUGCUGUGUUAAUGAUAUAUUGCUGUUGCCUAAUAAUAUUUAAACCAUUGUACAUUUUCCUAGUAGUUAAAUGAAAUGAACCUAUCGUAAGUAAAAGGAACACAUGCAGAGCAUUCAUGUGAUAUUUUCUUUAAUUUUUCGUAUGAAAUUAACUUAAGUUUGAUAUUCUUAUUUUUAAAUUUUUUUAAACAUUUUAAAUUUAAAAACAUUCAAAUGCUUUCAGUCAAAAGAGGAAAGUUGCACAAUUUGUUGACGUGUUAAAAGGCCAAGUCAACAAACGUACUUUUGAAGUUUGUAUGAUAGUUCACUAAGAGCUACCUCCUUCCUCAUUUUUUUCUGAGGAGGGGAGGGGGCUGCUGAACAAAUGGUAGUCAUACCUAGUUCUAGAUCAAUGUAUUUGCUCUAAGGGUGCCCUGGCCACCAGGAUAAGAGAAAUAAUACUGAAAAGCGAACAACGGCUGGCUUCAACAAAUGUUGGGUAGACUGAUAGGUGAAUUCAUAGUAACUUUAACCACUAAGAACUGUAUUUUCCCGAGCAGAUGCAAGCAGCCAGCUUAAAUACUGCAUAUUCAGUGUAGAAGAUAAUAACCUUGUAAUUGCUUUUUUAAAUUAAGGAAAGUAAUUCCCAUG
Porites lobata is the source of this 18847-nucleotide messenger RNA. Lineage: Eukaryota; Metazoa; Cnidaria; Anthozoa; Scleractinia; Poritidae. The record is from the annotation of a GenBank genome assembly.